Stegastes partitus (bicolor damselfish) is the source of this 4201-nucleotide messenger RNA. RefSeq names its product adhesion G protein-coupled receptor D1 (gene adgrd1). Gene Ontology annotation, molecular function: G protein-coupled receptor activity. The coding region runs from base 522 to 3185 and encodes 887 amino acids. Lineage: Eukaryota; Metazoa; Chordata; Actinopteri; Pomacentridae. Gene Ontology annotation, biological process: cell surface receptor signaling pathway; adenylate cyclase-activating G protein-coupled receptor signaling pathway. The record is from RefSeq and is a predicted model, not a curated record. Gene Ontology annotation, cellular component: plasma membrane. The transcript has 25 exons.
GUGUGUGUGUUCGGGUCGCACAGUGCAAAUCCUGAUCUCAUUCAUUCGCCGCGCAAUCUCCAAUUACGCACAAAUAAUGCCAUUUACGCACAACUUUACCGCCCCUCCUCAGAGGAUCCAAAAAUGACAUCACGUUUUGCAAUUCCCACGUUCAGUCCAACAACUCAGUUCGCCUCCACGGAGCUUCUCUUCUCCUUGCAAUUUCCAGAUGCGGGCGCAGAAACUCAAAGAAACAACUGCUAGUUCAAAGUUGGAAUAAAGAUCACGGAUUAUAAAUUUCCUGCGUGGAAGUUGGACUUCAGAUUUUAUCAUGACAGGGCAACUUCUGAAGUUUUUCUGCCUCAUGUCAGAACUUUAAAUUCAAUCCUUUAUUUUAUUUUUAUUUUUUUUGUACUUUUAUCACUAUUUAUUCAUAUUCCUAAGUUUGGACACAUGGACUGAUCAGAAGUUUCGUCUUGGAACAAUGUGUGGCUCUUUCUGGAUUCAUCUUUAUGUGGGGAAUUAAGUUGUUUUACUAGCUAAUGCAUGUGGUUCAUUUCCAAAAAACUAUGGAAUUUUGUUUGCGAAUUCACCUUUUUACAGCUUUUAUUUCCUGCAUCAAGGUUUAUGCUCAAGUGGUGAAACCUGUGAAGCAUCCAGGCCUGCAGGUGUUGGCCACUGCCUCACAUUAUUGGCCUCUCGAUGCCGUGGACGGAAUCCAUGAACUGUGGGACCAGAUUGGAAACAGACCAGGUUAUAUUAACGGGACUAACAUAAACAUUGUUGAAGGAAUGGUCAACAAAGGCAUCUUUUUGGAUGGAGAUAACGGCGGCACCUUUCUUCACUUUGGAAACUACCAGAACUCUUGCAUUAGUGACCCUACUUUGUGUGGUCCUGAGGGCAUUACCUUCUCCUUUUUUUGGAAAAACCAUGAGGCCCAGUCCCGUUUUGCUGUAGCCUCUGGAGGAAAAGUUAUCUCCAACGGCUUCUCAGUCUUCACUAACCCCUUUGGAGGAUAUGUGGAGUUUUACACUCGAGGCAACAACCACAGAUGGAAGGCAGACAUCAAAGUUCCAGGGCCAUACUGGACACACAUUCUCUUCACAUGGACUAAGAAGGACGGUCUGAAGGUUUACAUCAAUGGGACCUUCACUGCUGGUGACACAGAUGGCAGCGUCUCUGACAACUAUGGAGACCCCUACCCCGACCUCGUCAUCGGCACGGGCAACAACAGGGCGUAUCGUCACUAUGUAACAGGGGCCUUCGAUGAAUUUGUCAUCUGGGAAAGGGCCCUUUCACCUAUACAGAUCUCUCACUACUACAAUGCAGCCAUAGGUCAAGCCAUUCUUUCUGUCACAACGCCCAGAGUCUCCAAACAAGCCACUUCAACGGCACCGACAGUCAGGGCCACUGAAGUGAGUCCUCCGGUCGUCAGCAGCCACCAAGAGGAGGUCCGGAGCUCGCAGGGACCGGAGUCAAUGCCAGACAUCGGGUUCCUGAAGGCGCUGCCCAACAGGACCAUUCCUCACAACACUGCCAACAACCUCACGCAGGCUUUUCUCAAAAGUGUGGAAGAAGUGCUGUCCUCUCCAGGAUUGCCGGAGCAGUCCACCCCUGUGGUCAGCGGUCUGAUCGAGACAGUGGACAGAGUGAUGGAACAUAUGGUGACUAACCUGGAGCCCAGCCCCAACUCCCUCAUCUCCCUGGGUGGAACAUCUUUUGUUGCAGAUUACUCCUUGAUGAAAUUCCCAGAGAACUUCAACCUGCUGCAUUACCGCUUCCCUACACAGGGCAAAAACUACAUCUCUGUGCCUGGAGAGGCCUUCACCAUGCAGUCUCAAACCACCAUCGUCGGCCUUUUCUACCACAACAUGCACAACUACUACAAAGAGAUCAGCCCUGUCAAGACCAGAAUUAAUGAAGCAGCUGAUUUCAAGGACCACAAGAUCCAGGUGGCGAGCUGCCUAAUCUCUCUGAAAGUGGAGCCUUUACCAGCCUUGUCGGUGAAUCUCUCUGGAGCGCCGCUCAUCAAGAUCGUCCUCACUCAUGUUUUGACCAAAGAACAGCAGGAUCAAGUGCUAAACCAGAGCAAUAAAGUCUUCCUCUACUGUGCCUUCUUGGACUACAGUUCUAAUGAGGGAGUGUGGUCCAAUGAAGGCUGCGUUCGCUCAGAAGGGAACAUGACCUAUUCUGUGUGUUUGUGCAACCACCUGACCAACUUUGCCAUCCUGAUGCAAGUCGUUCCCUUGAAGCUCACUACCGGCCACAGGGUGGCACUAUCAACCAUCGGUUAUGUUGGCUGCUCCAUUUCCAUCUUCUGUCUGGCCAUCACUCUGGUCACCUUUGCAGUCCUGUCGUCAGUGAGUACCAUCCGUAACCAACGCUACCACAUCCACGCCAACCUGUCCUUUGCCAUCCUGGUGGCUGAGAUCUUACUGCUCAUCAGCGCUCGCUUUGACCCGGGCACGCUGCCUUGUAAGGUCAUGGCUGUCCUCCUUCACUUCUUCUUUCUGAGUGCCUUCGCCUGGAUGCUGGUGGAGGGCCUCCACCUCUACAGUAUGGUGGUCAAGGUGUUCGGCUCUGAGGGCAGCAAACACUUCUACUACUAUGGUAUCGGCUGGGGUUCUCCAUUGGUCAUUUGUGUGGUGUCCAUGACGUCAGCUCUGGACAGUUACGGUGAAACUGACAACUGCUGGCUGUCGCUGAAGAACGGAGCCAUUUGGGCCUUUGUGGCACCAGCUCUUUUUGUCAUUGUGGUCAACAUUGGCAUUCUGAUAUCUGUGACCAGGAUCAUAUCUCGAAUCAGCGGAGAGAAUUACAAAGUUCACGGAGAUGCCAAUGCAGUCAAGCUGACUGCAAAGGCGGUGGCUGUGCUCCUGCCUAUACUGGGCAUCUCUUGGAUCUUUGGUGUUCUCGCUGUCAACACACACUCUCUGCCGUUCCUAUAUAUUUUUGCUGUAUUCAACUCAUUACAGGGGUUCUUUGUCUUCUUGUUUCACUGUCUUCUCAACUCUGAGGUCAGAGCUGCUUUCAAACACAAAACCAAGGUGUGGUCUCUUACCAGCAGCUCCAUCCGCAACAUCAAUGUGAAGCCCUUCAACUCUGACAUUAUGAAUGGAAACAAGGAGGGCGUGACACCGACCAAAUUGAACACAUGGGACAAAAGCACCAACUCAGCCAACCGUAUCGACCUCUCUGCUGUGUAGCGGGCCGGAUCACCGUUUCUGUUUGUGGCCGAAGAGCAAUCUGAAGCUCACUCAAGUGGAAUGGCAAACACUGGCCAGCUGUAUUCCCGUUAUGUAAUGAAUUGGACACUCAUCCACUCAAGUGAAAGCGAUACCAAAGGAGGCGCUCUGUAGCUGAACGAUAGCUUCACCUUUUAAAGACAAACAGACUCUUAGGACUGUGCCUUAUUAUUCUCACACAGAAACAUACUUACCACAAAUAAAAGCAGGAAUUUCAGAGGAGAAUUUUAGUGACAGAGAUCAAUGAGUGUGGUUCAGGCUCAGACAGUGAUGCUCUGUGUAUUAGAGGAACUCGAUUUGUCUGUUGCAUGACCUAUAAUGAACAUGUGCUUAUUUGCCUUCUUGCUGAAAGUUAGAUGGAAAAUAUUGAUGCAACUUUUAUGUCUGUGAAGAAUAUAAACUUAAAUGAAAAAGCUCGUAAACUGGGCACUAAGCUACCUUCAAACCAACCUUCAAAAAUCCUGCAAGCCAGUGUUAAAGACUGGUGGACAAUUAUGCAAAAGGGGCCAAUGCUAACUUCUGAUGCUACUUAAUUUUUCCAUGAAAGAAUAUUAGACCCAUUAAUAUUUUUGUCGAAUAAAUGAUUGGAAAAGCACAUUUACCUUCAUAAGUCGUGCCAGGUAUCACCUUUAUCUAUAGACCGUCUAUCAAAGAGGAUCAAAUGUUUGCUUGUCCAGAUAUUUUUUAAAAAGUCAACAAUUUCCAUGAGGUGGUUAGCAUAGCUUAGCACAAUGACUGGAAACAGGAGGCGAUAGCUGACCGCCCUCUGCCCAAAGUGAUAGAAUUCAACUACCAGCACCUCUAAAUCUGAUUAAUCAACACAUUACAUCUCAUUUAUUAAACAUGUACACUAAACAACGACUACAGAGUAGCAAGCCCUUUUUGCAGAACUAGUGCUAAGCUACUGCUGCUAGCUGUGGCGUCAUAUUUAGUAUACAGACAUGAGAGUGAAAGUGAUUUUUUUUCAUCUAACUCUU